AUGAAGCAGCUUUUGAAGCUCUGGGUCAUGCUUAUUGGCCCUCUCCAGGGACUGGGUUUGGCUAUGCCAACUGCCAAGCCUACCAAUGCCACCGAAUCUCCGUAUGAUGGGCAUUCGCUUGACCGACGCUUCAGUUCCCCAUUUGUACCAACCGAUUCCUGGCAAAUAAUCUGCUCCGGCAUAGACGGGAAGAACAUGUCCGAUCCGGGGAUUCUUCCGGCACGCAGCGCUGACUGUCAGGUGUUGGCUGAUCUAUGGGCCACUCGAGGUGGAUACUGGGACUUGACAGACUGGGACACGAGCGCGCAGAGCAUAGCAUCCGCUGGGACCUGUAGCUUCCGGGUCUCACGCCCCGACGGCGCCAACUCACGUGUUUGGAUCGGCAACCAAGAUUUUCGCCGAGCCGUUGGGCAGGCGAUUGCCGGUUUCACUCACGGUGGAUUGGUCGGUGUUCUCGGUACGAUGAUAUGCGGCCAGCCCGAUGGCCACGACGUCCAGAUCGCCUGGUCCAUCAUGAGUACAUAG
Molecule: messenger RNA, 525 nt
Organism: Neoarthrinium moseri
Lineage: Eukaryota; Fungi; Ascomycota; Sordariomycetes; Amphisphaeriales; Apiosporaceae
Exons: 3
Coding region: 1-525 (174 amino acids)
Source: RefSeq, a predicted model, not a curated record